This is a messenger RNA of Thlaspi arvense, 1326 nucleotides long. The record is from the annotation of a GenBank genome assembly. Lineage: Eukaryota; Viridiplantae; Streptophyta; Magnoliopsida; Brassicales; Brassicaceae.
GGAGACAGCGGGAAACUCGAGGCGUCAGUAGAUCGGCUUCUGAACGAAGAGAAGCAGAUGAGACUCGCGGAGAAUGUCGCCGGUACAAGGAAAGCCGCUCUCGAGAUUCUGCAGCUUUGCUUCGAAGCUAAGGACUGGAAACUUUUGAACGAGCAGAUUCUCAAUCUCUCCAAGAAACGUGGUCAGCUCAAGCAGGCUGUGCAAUCCAUGGUGCAGCAAGCGAUGCAGUAUAUCGACCAGACUCCAGACAUAGAAACUCGGAUAGAGCUUAUUAAGACGUUGAACAAUGUGUCUGCUGGAAAGAUAUAUGUUGAAAUUGAGAGAGCUCGUCUGACAAAGAGGCUUGCUAAGAUUAAGGAAGAGCAGGGUCAGAUUGCUGAGGCUGCAGAUCUUAUGCAAGAAGUUGCUGUGGAGACAUUUGGCGCUAUGGCAAAAACUGAGAAAAUUGCCUUCAUCCUUGAACAAGUCCGCUUGUGCUUGGAUCGCCAAGAUUAUGUUCGUGCACAAAUCUUAUCUAGGAAGAUCAAUCCUAGAGUGUUUGACGCGGAUACCAAAAAAGAUAAGAAGAAACCUAAGGAAGGUGACAACAUGGUAGAGGAGGCUCCUGCUGAUAUACCAACCUUGUUGGAGCUUAAGCGAAUUUUCUACGAGCUAAUGAUUCGGUACUAUACUCAUAACAAUGAGUACCUUGAAAUCUGCCGUAGCUACAAGGCGAUAUAUGAUAUCCCUUCUGUAAAAGAAACCCCAGAGCAGUGGAUUCCAGUCCUGAGGAAGAUCUGCUGGUUCUUGGUUUUAGCACCUCAUGAUCCAAUGCAAUCAAGCUUGCUCAAUGCAACUCUGGAAGACAAGAAUCUGUCGGAAAUCCCCGAUUUCAAGAUGCUUCUAAAACAGGUAGUGACAAUGGAGGUUAUUCAAUGGACGGCUCUGUGGAACAAAUACAAGGAUGAGUUUGAGAAAGAAAAAAGCAUGGUUGGGGGUUCUUUGGGUGACAAAGCUGGUGAAGAUCUGAAAUUGAGAAUCAUUGAACAUAAUAUUCUCGUUGUCUCAAAGUAUUACUCGAGGAUAACUUUAAAGAGACUUGCAGAGCUAUUAUGCCUGAGCAUUGAGGAGGCGGAGAAGCAUCUGUCGGAGAUGGUCGUGUCGAAAGCACUGAUUGCAAAAAUAGACAGACCAUCAGGAAUCGUGUGCUUCCAGAUCGCAAAGGACAGCAACGAGAUUCUCAACUCGUGGGCAGUGAAUUUGGAGAAGCUUUUGGAUCUUGUUGAAAAGAGUUGCCACCAAAUUCACAAGGAGACCAUGGUUCACAAAGCCGCACUCAGACCUUGA